AAAGCUAUGCAUAGAGAUUUACAUUCUGGAAAUAUAUUAUUUUCACAAUAUAAUGAUUCCUGGUAUAUUAGUGAUCUUGGAUUUUGUGGACCUGCUGAUAAAUCUUCAACAAGUAUAUAUGGAAAUCUUCCUUACAUAGCACCUGAAGUUAUUGUUGGAAGAGAAUAUACUUUUGCAUCUGAUAUUUAUAGUAUUGCAAUUCUUAUGUGGGAAAUUUCAUCUGGACAAACACCAUUUGUAAAUUGUGAACAUGAAAAUGAUCUUGUAAUGAAUAUUAUUAACGGUGUAAGACCAAAAAUUGUGCCAGGAACUCCAUUAGAAUAUAAAAAUUUAAUGAAAGAAUGUUGGGAUGCUGAUCCAUUAAAAAGACCUGAC
This is a messenger RNA of Rhizophagus irregularis DAOM 181602=DAOM 197198, 375 nucleotides long. The record is from RefSeq and is a predicted model, not a curated record. Lineage: Eukaryota; Fungi; Glomeromycota; Glomeromycetes; Glomerales; Glomeraceae.